This is a messenger RNA of Sinocyclocheilus anshuiensis, 4936 nucleotides long. Its product is annotated as olfactomedin-like protein 2B. Gene Ontology annotation, biological process: signal transduction. The record is from RefSeq and is a predicted model, not a curated record. The transcript is spliced from 8 exons. NCBI's taxonomy places the organism in Eukaryota, Metazoa, Chordata, Actinopteri, Cypriniformes, Cyprinidae. Bases 253 to 2943 code for a protein of 896 amino acids.
UCAAAUGUCACGUCAGUCCUGCUUCUUCUCAAACCAGUUUCAUGCUGGGGACCAGGCACCUGCCCUCAACUGGACUUUACCUCCUCUGGACUUUUGCUAAACCUUAUCCCGUUUCGGUUAUUUCACCUGGAGGGCAGUGCAAAUGGAGAUCUGUUUGACGUUUUAUCGUGUUUGAAGAGGAAAAAAGCCCGAUUUGAACGCACAAUCUAAAGUAGCAUAUGUUUGGAAGGAUUAUAUUGCACACCUUGCACGAUGACCGCGAUGGGAAUUUGGUGCGUUUUAUGGCUCCCGACAUUCGCUCUCACUUCAGCCGCUCCGAAAUCACGCCAGCGACUUCUGGAGAAGACGACUGAACAGAACGACGACACUUUGCAAGUUGAAAGAGACAACCAAGAAAAUAUAUUAAGUCAGCUGCUGGGUGAUUAUGACAAAGUGAAAGCGCUUGCGGAAGGCUCUGACUGUGGCUGUAAAUGUGUUGUCAGACCUCUGAGCGCGAGCGCGUGCCAGCGGAUCCGGGACGGUCACGCGACGCCUCAGGAUUUCUAUACGGUGGAGACCAUCACAUCAGGACCCCACUGCAAAUGUGCAUGCAUUGCACCUCCGUCGGCUUUAAACCCCUGUGAGGGUGACUUCCGGUUGAAGAAGCUGCAACAGGCUGGGAAAGAUAAUAUUAAGCUGUCAACUAUACUGGAAUUGCUGGAGGGUUCCUUCUAUGGCAUGGAUCUAUUGAAAUUGCAUUCAGUCACCACAAAGCUUCUUGAUCGCAUGGACACUAUAGAAAAAAUGGUCUUAAACAACCAGACCGAGGAGAAGUCGAACACAAGGAGUACCUCUCCAAAUCCACAGCUGCUCACAACUUCACCUGCAACUCUGCCUCCACAACUGCAGGAGAAGAGGACGAGUCUGAGGGAGCAGAAUGACGAGGCAGCUGCUUUUCAGCACAUCGAGAGUAAAUAUGAGGAAAAGUUUGUGGGAGAUCUUCUGAAGAGCAGCGGAUCAGACCUAAACAAGGCCGUCGCAGCUUUGCAAGAACAAGAGCGCCAAGGAAGGGAGAAGCAACCAAAAAUAAUUGUUAGGGGGAUCACAUACUAUAAAUCUGACCCAGUGGAUGAGACAGACACAGAGGAGAACUUAGAUGAUAAUCAAAGUGGUGACAGCCCAAUUGAUCUCUUUGCUGACGAGCAGCUCCUUCAUCACAAAGCUCGCCUCUUCAGGCCGGUCAUCAAAGCGUGGUCUGUCCGACCAAAAUCCAAGAGUGAAGUUUCAAAAGGAGGAGAUGCACGAAAUGGUCUUCAAACUCAAUUUACUGGACUGUUGGACUCUGCCUUGCCGAUUAAAACGCCUACUGAACCAGUAUCUGUUCGAACUCAAACCAGUCGUUUCACCACAGACAGCUCUACAGGAGAUGAAAGAACCACAGCGACACCUGCUGUGAUGGAUAAUUUGAAGGUCACCAUCCCCAAGGAACAUAAUAACCCUCAAACCAUCGUCAAAAAAAUGGAGGUAAGCAAUGCUCAAAACAUGUUGGUCAGGUCAUCCAAUCUGGGCCACAUAAAAACAAAUGAGUUGGCCACAGCAGCUGCUGCUAAAGUGGUGGCUGCACAGCCAACCCUAACAGAGAUUACCACCAACGAGACUGUUGAAAAGGAAACAUCUGUAUCUUCUGUGACUGAAAGUGGAAUUGUUAACAAGAAAAAUCUGAAAGAAAAUGCUUCUCACACUGGUAAACCUUUGUUUUCAAUGGAGAGCUUAACUCAAAGCACAUUUAGGAGAAUAACACCAUUACCAACUCCUCAUUUGGACACUUUAACAGUCACAGAAAGCUCACUGGGAUCAACUGCUCACACAAGAGCUGCUACCACCAUUGUGACGUCACCUCAUGUCACUGAAAGCAAGGCAGACUCAGUUACCUACUUACCCAAGAUGACUCCUAAACAGACAUUAACCUCAGUGCCAUCUUUGAUGACCACUACAAAAACUACCACAACAACAACAACUACAACCACAAGCAAACCUGGCAAACGCAAAUAUAGCAUAAACUGGGAUGAAGAGGAAGAGGUAGUGGUAGAGGAGGAAAUGGAAGGAGUGAAAGCUGUAAAAACUAUGGUGGAAGACAGUGUGGGAGAGGAACCUCAAAGGAAGUCAGGAAUGUGUAAGGACACCUUGGCCACAAUCUCAGAGCCCGUCACACACAAUACAUACGGUCGUAACGAGGGCGCUUGGAUGAAGGAUCCACUGGCUCAAGAUGACAAGGUCUAUGUCACAAACUAUUAUUACGGCAACAACCUACUGGAAUUCCGCAACAUGGAUGUUUUCAAACAAGGCCGCUUCACUAAUUCCUACAAGCUGCCUUAUAACUGGAUCGGCACUGGCCACGUGGUCUACAAUGGCGCUUUCUACUACAACCGCGCAUUCUCUCGAGACAUUAUUAAGUAUGACCUGCGGUUGCGUUAUGUGGCUGCCUGGACCAUGCUCUAUGAUGCAGUGUUUGAUAAUGACGACGUGUCUGCGUGGAGAUGGAGAGGAAACUCGGACAUGGAUCUGGCCGUCGACGAAAGCGGGCUUUGGGUGAUCUACCCAGCGCUGGACGACGAGGGCUUCUUGCAGGAAAUGAUCGUCUUGAGCCGCCUGAACCCCAAUGAUUUAAGCAUGAAGCGUGAAACCACAUGGAGGACCGGGCUCCGGCGCAAUCAUUACGGUAAUUGCUUCAUCGUAUGUGGCGUUCUUUACGCGACGGAUAGCUACAAUCAGCACGACAUCAAUUUGUCCUAUGCCUUUGACACCCACACCAACACUCAGGUGAUCCCUCACCUGCCUUUCAGCAACAACUAUACUUACAUCACUCAGAUCGAUUACAAUCCCAAAGAGAGGGUGUUGUACACCUGGGAUAAUGGACAUCAGGUCACUUAUAAUAUUCAGUUUGCAUAUGUAGACCCACUGUAGACCCUAACGGCAGAGCAAGUACAUCCUUUGCACAAAAUAGAAGAAACCGUAAAUGUGUUCAAGUGGAUUGUGGAUCAGUUCACUCAGCUUUUCUUAACUUCAUGUAGUUUAAUGUACUUAUUAAUAUGCUGUUAUGUUUUCAUAGUGUAAAAAUGGACCUAUUAUCAUUGCAUUUAUGGUGAAAACAAAGCAAAGCAAUUUUCUUAACUGAAUUUCUUAACACCCCAACACUGCAGCUAGCCUAUAUGAGCUUUGCAGUUUUCAUUAUUGGCCAUGUCUUUAGAUAUUGUUGCUUGCUUAUGCACUAUGGAAACGAACCUCUUUGUGUGUAUAGCUAUACCUCUCGUAAGGCUGGCAGAAUUAUAGUUGAGGUGUUGUAUUCUUAAAUCCAUUAGAAUACAUUGUAUAUACUGUAAUAUAAAAGCUAAAACAUGGGAUUGAUGAAUGUAAAAAAUACAAUUUGUAUUUUCAUAAACAUCUUUUUUAACAACUAUCACUUGCAUAUAAAAAAAAAUAAAGUUUGAAAUUGUAUAAUUUCAGUAAAACAAGAGUAGACAAGUGUUUUGGGCACAUUUUCAUUGUGUUGUUUUUCAUCAGCACAUUUUAUACAUUUCAGUACCGUUUGUAAUCGUUCUGUGCAUAUUUUUUGCAAUUUCAUUUGAGACUCUUUUAGCACUUAUGACAUUCAAAUCUCUGUCAGACUCAGAAAAUGGCUGCAAUAAAAUGAGUUGAAAUAAGACAUAUGGCACUGGUUUUGCUUUCGUAGUGGAUGUCAAGUGAGAGUGUGUUCUCAGCACAGGCCUUCUCAUUGGUCACUUACUGUAGAUGAGAGCAAAGUGUUACACUGUAAACCCCUUGAUCCACAGAGCUAAAUCUGGACAAACAAAACACAUCUACUAUAGUUUAACCCGAAAACAUUGUUUACCCCAACCUUUGAAAUUACCUAUAAUCAGCAGCACUUUACAGCACCUCAGACCCCACAUUUACACAAACCUUCAAUUUCAGAGAGCAAAUUCAGACUGACAUAAGACUGUCUGCGUCCUAAAAACAAAAGAUGCACACAAAUCACCCACAACCCUGAGUCCAGUGUUUAUUUCUUUGCGUUGUUACAAAACAUCGCUGUCACUGUGAGAACAAACAAAAAAAUCUUUCCAAAAAUGCAGAAAUUAAACAUAUUAAAAAUAAAAAUGUUGAAAAAGGGAUUUGAUGAAAAAUAACUUUCAUUUAUAAACAUGAGACAUUUCUAUUGCAAUGCUAAGAACGAAAUGUGAUAUUUUCUCUAACUAAAUACUUUAAUAUAUCAUCCUCAUUUUGAGAACAAAGCACCGCCUGAGUUAAGUUAAUAAUCUGUGAAAUUCAAAUUGUAUUUUCAUAUUCAGUCUGUCUAUGAAAGUGAAUGCUUCUUUGACAGUGACGACAGGUUGGAAAGAACAAGCUAAUGAUCACGUUGCUUUCGAGUGAGAACUGACGACAGCAUCCUAAACAGGACAAGAAACAAGCACACAUCUAAAUAGGCUAGAAUAAUAGAGACAAACACAGUGAACAAAGACAGAUGAGGUACAAAUUAACAUGAAUAUUUUGUCUCUUCCACGCCUUCAAAUUAACAACCAGUAUUAUGUUAACAGCUGUAAUUAUGUCAAGCACACCUAAUUUAAAGUUCAAUUAAGCCAAUAAAAAAACAUGAGGGCAUGAAACACAUUAAAAAGAACUGACAGAUGUUGCAUAAGACCCCCAACCCCAAACUGCUAUUUCAAUUAGAAUUAGUCUAAAAUGAUUAACCUUCAAAGAACAAGUAUAAAGUAGAAUUAUUAUCUAGAUACUUUAAAAUAUCUUAUUUUUUCGGAUAUAUAUUUACAGCACUGUCCUGAAUCCUGCAAGUCAAUUAUACAAAAUGCCUCCUUCACUGACUCCAGAGUAAAUAAUCAAUUUUUCUACUUUUAUAUUCAAUUACAAUGUCAAACAAAAAGCAAAGAAAAAAAACAGAAAUGAGAAA